This is a messenger RNA of Eruca vesicaria subsp. sativa (arugula), 1735 nucleotides long. Lineage: Eukaryota; Viridiplantae; Streptophyta; Magnoliopsida; Brassicales; Brassicaceae. The record is from the annotation of a GenBank genome assembly.
AGAAAAAAUUAACAAAUGCCUGAUAAUAAUAGUGAAGUUGUUCUUUAUUCCAUAUUCCCCCUCGUAUUAUUGAUCAUCUUUCUCAAGUUCUUGAAACCAAACAAACAGAAUCUUCCACCAUCUCCGCCAGGAUGGUUGCCAGUGAUAGGCCAGUUACGCCUCCUGAAACCGCCCAUCCACCGCACCCUCCGCUCCCUCUCCGAGUCCCUCCACGGCGGCGGAGGCGGCGUGAUGUCACUCCGACUUGGAUCCCGCCUAGUAUACGUAGUGUCUUCACAUAGGAUCGCAGCCGAGGAGUGCUUCGGGAAGAAUGACGUCAUUCUAGCUAACCGGCCUCAGGUGAUCAUCGGAAAACACGUUGGGUACAACGACACAAACAUAAUCGCCGCACCUUACGGUGAUCACUGGCGCAACCUCCGGCGCCUCUGCACCAUUGAGAUCUUCUCCACCCACCGCUUAAACUGCUUCCUUUCUGUUCGUACCGACGAAGUACGCCGUCUCAUAAGCCGCCUCUUCCGUAGCGCAGGAACUGAAAAAACGGUUGUGGAAAUGAAACCAAUGCUAAUGGACUUGACGUUCAACAACAUAAUGAGAAUGAUGACAGGAAAACGAUACUACGGCGAAGAAACAACGGAUGAGGAAGAAGCAAAACGUGUCCGUAAGUUAGUGGCAGAUGUCGGAGCCAACACGAGUUCGGGCAACGCCGUUGACUAUGUUCCGAUCUUGAGAUUUUUCUCAAACUAUGAGAAAAGGGUAAAAGAAUUAGGGAAAAAUACAGAUAAGUUUUUACAAGGCCUUAUUGACGAUAAACGUGAGCAACAAGGAACCGGUAAUACGAUGAUCGAUCAUUUGCUUGUUCUCCAAAAAUCUGAUACUGAGUAUUACACCGAUCAAAUCAUCAAGGGCAUCAUACUGGUUAUGGUAAUAGCAGGGACUAACACAUCAGCUGUUACUCUAGAAUGGGCACUUUCAAAUUUGCUUAACCAUCCAGACGUAAUACUUAAAGCGAGAACCGAAAUCGACAAACAAGUUGGUUUAGACCGGCUUGUUGAAGAAUCAGAUCUCAGCGAGCUACCAUAUCUCAAGAACAUCGUCCUCGAGACACUCAGGCUACACCCGGCUACACCAUUGUUGGUUCCACACAUGGCAUCAGAAGAUUGCAAGGUGGGGUCCUACGAUAUGCCAUGUAACACAACGUUGUUGGUGAAUGCGUGGGCCAUACAUAGGGAUCCAAACUUGUGGAAUGAUCCGGAUUGCUUUAAACCAGAGCGGUUCGAGAAAGAAGAGGAAGCACAAAAGCUUCUGGCGUUUGGAUUAGGAAGAAGGGCGUGUCCUGGAUCGGGUUUGGCCCAGCGAAUCUUAGGGCUUGCUCUCGGGUCAUUGAUACAAUGCUUUGAGUGGGAGAGAGUUGGAGAAGAGGAAGUGGAUAUGAAGGAAGGUACUGGCAAUACAGUACCCAAAGCAGUUCCGUUGCAAGCCGUUUGCAAGGCUCGUCCAUUUCUACAUAAGAUUCUCUCACAAAGUUUUUAGGUACGAAUAAAAGAUGUUUGACAGACAUGUUACAAUAUGUGCAAAGCUAUGAUUCUCUCUAAAUGUAUUAACCUGAAAAGUGUAUAAUUUUGUUUUGAAUGAAUGUUAUAUUUAUUCAACAAUGAAAUGUUUGUUCAAAUGUGUGCAUUGUGUAACUUUGUUGCCAAAACUAAAAUAAAAAAUAAACGAGGGAAUAUAAUUUAAG